AUAUGAAGAAAUAGACCUUGAAACAGGAAUACUGGAAACCAAAAGAGAUCCCGUACCUUCAGAUGAUAUUUAUCCCGUCCACAUGAUUUUGGAUAAUAAAGAUGGCAUACAAGGGUCCUGCCAGUAUUUUAAAGAGAGAGUAGAUAUCACUGAUCAGAUAAGGAGGAAGGAUUUGCAGCCUUGUUAUACUUACGUAGAAGCUAUUGAAAAAUGGGGAGAGAAGCUAGUCAUUGUUGCUUCCCAAGACCAGCGUUACAGAGCUUUGAUAGGCUGGGAGGGGGACCCCGACUUAAAACUCCCUGACUUCUCCUACUGCAUACUGGAGCGCUUAGGGCGUGCGAGGUGGCAGGGAGAGCUGCAGAGGGACCUUCACAGCGGGGCUUUCAAAGUGGAUGCUGGAAAAAUUCAUUAUCACCGAAGAGUAUUGGACAGAAAUGGUCUCAUAACAAUGCAGUCCCAUGUCAUAAGACUACCAAGUGGAGCACAGCAACACUCAAUUCUUCUGCUUCUGACUCGCUUUCAUGUUGAUAGGAGGAGCAAGUAUGAUAUUCUGAUGGAGAAGCUCUCAAGUAUGCUAAGUGCACGUUCAAAACAGAUGGAAACGUUGGGAAAUCUGAGGGAAGAACUG
Pterocles gutturalis (yellow-throated sandgrouse) is the source of this 628-nucleotide messenger RNA. RefSeq names its product general transcription factor 3C polypeptide 1-like. Gene Ontology annotation, biological process: transcription initiation at RNA polymerase III promoter; 5S class rRNA transcription by RNA polymerase III. The annotation marks the transcript as partial. Gene Ontology annotation, molecular function: DNA binding. NCBI's taxonomy places the organism in Eukaryota, Metazoa, Chordata, Aves, Pterocliformes, Pteroclidae. The transcript has 4 exons. The record is from RefSeq and is a predicted model, not a curated record. Gene Ontology annotation, cellular component: transcription factor TFIIIC complex.